AUGGGGAAUGAUACGAUUUUGGUUACCGUCUUACUACACCGCUUAGCCACGACUUUUAAGAUUCGGGACUUGGGGCCACCAAGCUUCUUCUUAGGGAUCGAGACCCUCACAGUUGGAGAUAGCUUUCUUCUCUCUCAGCGCCGGUAUAUGCAGGAUAUCCUAUCUCGCUCGGGCAUGACAGAUUGCAAAGCCUUGGCAACACCGGCUUCGGUAACACAACCGGCUGUUCCUACUUCCGAUCCUUUUGAAAAUCCCACACAGUACCGCCGUAUAGUGGGGGCCUUACAGUAUCUCACCAUUACUCGUCCCGAUCUGGUUUAUUCAGUAAACAUGUUGUGUCAGUUCAUGCAUUCUCCCACAGAUAAUCAUUGGUGUCUUCUCAAGAGAGUUCUCCGGUAUAUUAAAGGAACACAGGACUACGGUCUACGCCUUCGUCCGUCUACAACGUCUGAUUUACACGCUUAUUCCGACUCCGACUGGGCUGGCUGGCCAAUUGAUCGGAAGUCCACCAGUGGGUAUGCGGUCUUUCUCGGGGAUAACCUGGUUUCCUGGGUGUCCCGCAAACAGCGCACAGUGGCGCGCUCAUCAACUGAAGCUGAAUACAAGGGCCUGGCAGACGUUGCAGCAGAAGUCACUUGGGUUGUCUCUUUGCUCCGUGAACUUGGCUCCACUCAGGCAAGCCGGCAACACUGUGGUGCGACAAUCUUGGGGCCACAUACCUGGCUGCCAAUCCAGUUUUCCACGCUCGGAUGA
Messenger RNA from Ipomoea nil (Japanese morning glory), 753 nucleotides. RefSeq lists its product as uncharacterized. The record is from RefSeq and is a predicted model, not a curated record. NCBI's taxonomy places the organism in Eukaryota, Viridiplantae, Streptophyta, Magnoliopsida, Solanales, Convolvulaceae. The transcript has a single exon. Bases 1 to 753 code for a protein of 250 amino acids.